Messenger RNA from Corticium candelabrum, 1343 nucleotides. RefSeq lists its product as uncharacterized. The coding region runs from base 1 to 1134 and encodes 377 amino acids. The record is from RefSeq and is a predicted model, not a curated record. Gene Ontology annotation, molecular function: serine-type endopeptidase activity. NCBI's taxonomy places the organism in Eukaryota, Metazoa, Porifera, Homoscleromorpha, Homosclerophorida, Plakinidae. The transcript has 5 exons.
AUGCAAGAUCCUUGUGGUGGAAUCAUCUCAUCAUUUUGGUAUCGCAUAAACUCACCCGGAUUUCCAGAUCAUUAUGGAAACUACAUAAACUGCAGUUGGAAUGUCAUCGUGCCUCCAAAUUUUACCACAGUUCUAUCAUUUACUACAUUCAACCUGGAAGAAAACUAUGACUAUCUUUUUUUGUAUAAUGAAACUGCAACAGAUUCUAAGCUGAUCGCAGCAUACACUGGAAACAAUAUUCCUCGUAAUGUCAAUUUGGUGAAAUCUUUGUUUUUGGGGUUUCUCAGUGACUCUAUAAAAUCGUUUGAAGGCUUUUCUUUACAUCUACAGAGAUAUCAAGGUUAUCUUCCCAAAUUUAGAGAAUCUUUAGAUGCGAAUGAUAACCGUUUGGUAGUCGCAGAAGGGCGUAAUGUUACUUUGUCCUGCGACGCUGUAGCUAUGCUGGAGCCUUCUUUCUUAUGGUGGAAGGAUGGUGUGGCAGUCACACGAACUAAUCUUCCUUAUUCUACUGGUCAUGUUUUGACGUUUGCAAGUGUCAAUAAAUCAGACUCCGGUUGGUACACGUGUGAAGCAAGAAAUGCUAUCGGAUCGAUUCGAAAAAUAUUCGAACUAUUAGUAUAUGAGACGGGAUCUACACUAAAACCAACUCAAACAAAGCUUUCUGACAUCGCCAGUCUUAGCACAGACAAGAGCAAACAACUCUCUCAAGUAGCUGUGGCGGGAAUAUCUGCGGGCGCCACUGCAUUAGCUGCAACAAUAAUAUGCGCAAUAUUGCUGCGCAUUGUGAUAUUGCGUAUACAGCAAACUCGUAAUGGACAGGGUACCAAUGAAGACACCGGCAAUAUACGACGGAGCGGACACAUUAAUCCCGUAUUUGACAAAAGCCACAACGACAGUGAAGCUCAUUCGGACUAUGAAACUAUUGGUUUACGCGGACCGAUCUAUUUGCCUUCAUUGCCUGCUCCUCCCCUUCCAGACAAAGAAAUUUCAGGCACAAAGAUACAAAAUGCUUCUUCCAAAAUACAUCAAGCAGACGAGGCUACUAACGACGUCGUCUACUCUAACGACGACGACAUCAAUGAAACGAGCAAUGAUGAGCCAACUGCUAAUGCAGUUUACGUUGACACCAUGUAAGAAUACUCUUGUCGUAUAUUGUUCUAAUAACUCACUGCGUUGGCUUUUGCACAUUAUAUAAUAGGAAAGUAUAGAACACACAUGAUUGCGCGAAUGAUGAGUAUGAUAAAAGUAGCUUAUAUAUUUCUUUCAAUAACACUUUUUUCCAUCAGUGCAUUUUAACCUUAUAGUUUAAUAAUUGAAAGUAAUUGUUUGAGGUUUCUGUGUAG